Hypoxylon fragiforme is the source of this 1625-nucleotide messenger RNA. RefSeq names its product putative 3-hydroxyisobutyrate dehydrogenase G6G8.5. The transcript has 3 exons. Gene Ontology annotation, molecular function: 3-hydroxyisobutyrate dehydrogenase activity; NADP binding; NAD binding. Gene Ontology annotation, biological process: L-valine catabolic process. Bases 452 to 1465 code for a protein of 337 amino acids. The record is from RefSeq and is a predicted model, not a curated record. Gene Ontology annotation, cellular component: mitochondrion. Lineage: Eukaryota; Fungi; Ascomycota; Sordariomycetes; Xylariales; Hypoxylaceae.
UCUCAUUUCAUUUCUCUUCUUCUAAUUUCAAAACUUUUCCUACUCUACACAACCCAAAAAAUUCUCUGUGUGAGAAUUGCUCAGACAACAUCUAGUUACUCAUGGUUUAAUUUAAACCUCAACGAAGGGUUACAUUCCCUUCUUGAACUCGCAGCAAUGUGUUGUCUUACCUAAUUCCCCAGGGAUCUAUUGAGAUCGCUGGAUCUUUAGGUCACUGGACCACUGGUUCACUGGUUCACUGGGGUUGAAUUGAGCUCGAGCUCCUGCUUAACAUCGGCAAUGGCCGGUUCUUGUGGUCCUCGGGAUAAAGCCAGUACCCCGCGACUUUUUGAGUAGAGCUUUGGAGAGCUUGGAGAAAGUCGCCAAUUAACUUUCAACUACUCUCCAACACGUAUAACGUGCAACAUUCCUCAUUCUUGUUACUGUUUGAUCACAACCAGUUGGAACUUUCAUGCUUUAUAUCAUGAGGGUACCCUUAGUUGCGCGGAGCUCCUUGAGAGGUUCAAGACGAGCUUUCUCAGCUACUUCGAGGCGGUCAGAGAGCUAUGGCUUUAUCGGCCUAGGUCAGAUGGGGUACCAAAUGGCCAAGAAUCUACAAUCAAAGCUCCCGCCGAAUGAUACUCUGAGGCUGUUUGACAUCAAUCACGAUGCGACGAAACGCUUAGCCGAGGAGAUGCGGGUUUCCCAAACUGGCGGUGCAGCUGUUGAGAUUGCACGAGGCAUACAUGAUGCCACGCAACAAGCGGAUAUAGUAAUUACGGUUUUACCCGAGCCAUCGCACGUCAAGAGCGUAUAUGGAGAGAUAUUAUCACCACAUUUACCCCAGAAAGACAGGGUGUAUAUCGAUUGCUCGACGAUCGACCCAUCGUCGUCCCGAGAGGUUGCAAAGUGGGUUGCAGAUGCAAAUCAAGGCCAAUUCGUUGAUGCUCCUAUGUCGGGCGGGGUUGUAGGUGCUGCCGCAGGCUCGUUGACCUUCAUGUUGGGUGCUCCUGACAGUCUGGUACCGAAGCUAGAGCCGAUUCUGCUACGCAUGGGGAAGCGAGUGUUGCAUUGCGGUGCGCAAGGCAAUGGACUAAGCGCGAAGUUGGCAAAUAACUACUUGCUUGCCAUUAACAACAUCGCAACUGCGGAAGCCAUGAACCUAGGCAUCAGAUGGGGUCUUGAUCCUAAGAUAUUGGCGAAUAUUAUCAACGUCAGCACGGGCAGAUGCUGGCCUAGCGAAGUCAACAACCCGGUGAAAGGAGUUGUUGAGACCGCACCAGCUGGCCGUGACUAUUCUGGCGGGUUUGGUAUUAGCUUAAUGAAAAAGGACUUGAAACUUGCCAUCAUAGCUGCAAAGGAAACUGAUGCGAAGUUGGAACUCGGAGAUCGAGCGAGGGAGGUUUACGAGCAGGCAGAGCAAGUAGAUUCCUGUAAAGGCCGAGACUUUUCCGUCAUUUAUAGAUUUCUUGGCGGUAAGGAAUGAUAUUAUGUAAAUGUCAACGGUAUAAUCUGAUCUUAUCUGAUCCAGUCAGUGAAGCAUGCAGGUACCUAGAUACAUCAUAUACAUAUAUAGGGCAUGUGCUUCGCUCCGGGCCCUAAGAUCCGGAUGGCGGGAGCCCGGAGAACUGCGCUAGAACCGUAGC